Molecule: messenger RNA, 1081 nt
Organism: Scophthalmus maximus (turbot)
Lineage: Eukaryota; Metazoa; Chordata; Actinopteri; Pleuronectiformes; Scophthalmidae
Gene: xbp1
Product: X-box binding protein 1
Exons: 5
Coding region: 141-941 (266 amino acids)
Cellular component (GO): nucleus
Molecular function (GO): RNA polymerase II transcription regulatory region sequence-specific DNA binding; DNA-binding transcription factor activity, RNA polymerase II-specific
Source: RefSeq, a predicted model, not a curated record
CGCGGACGCGACGGCUCCAGUUCCACAGUUGGAGAAUUCACCGUAGAACGGCGGAACCGGGGAAACCUUCACGGGGUUUCGAGAGACUUUAACGAGGAUAACCGGUAAAUUUACAGACGGCGCCGCCAGGAUAUUCCAACAUGGUGGUGGUGGCAGCAGCAGCAGCGACCGGCGGAGCCCACAAGGUGCUCCUCAUCUCCGGGAAGCCGUCCGGCGGCUCCGCAGCGGCGGCGGGCUACAGCCGGCCGCUGUCCGUCGUCCUACCGUCGUCCGCCGCCAGCCAGGCGUCGUCGGACUCGGACUCCAACAGCUCCGCGGGGCCGCCGAUACGGAAACGGCAGCGGCUCACGCACCUGAGUCCGGAAGAGAAAGCACUACGCAGGAAACUCAAGAACAGAGUCGCAGCUCAGACAGCCAGAGACAGGAAAAAGGCCAAAAUGGGGGAGCUGGAACUGCAGGUCAUAGAGUUGGAGCUGGAGAAUCAGAAACUUCACAUCGAGAACAGGCUGCUUCGGGAAAAGACGACGGGCCUACUGACAGAAAAUGAGGAACUGAGACAGAGACUUGGGUUGGACACCCUCGACUCAAAAGAGAAGGUUCAGGUUAUCGUGUCCACCGGGAACGACGCAGGUUUGGGGAUCGGGUCUUCUGAGUCCGCAGCACUCAGGCUACGUGUGCCUCCGCAGCAGGUGCAGGCCCAGCAGUCCCUAAAUCUGAAGACUUCCCAAUGGAUACAGAUGGUCCUGACAGUACAGACUCUGAGUCUGAUUUGCUCAUGGGCAUUCUGGACAUCCUUGACCCAGAGCUGUUCCUCAAGUCUUGUGAGCAGGAGUGCCAGGAGCCGCAAGUGCUGCUGGUCGGAGGGGGGAACCCAGUACCUUCCGCCACACCUGCGCCUCUGGGGGCCCCACCAGUUAAGCUGGAGGCCCUUAAUGAACUGAUCCACUUUGACCACAUCUACACGAAGCCCGUGGAGGAGGUGUGCGGCGGCGGGCAGUGCAGCGACUCGGAGAGCGACGCGGAGGAGACGAUCGACGAGGCCUCCUUCCCCUGUGCGGAGGUGGUGGUCGUCGAGGAGGAG